AUGACGCCCAUGUGCAGCAACAAUCCAUCCAUAGAUACUGCUGAGGAAAGUAAAAAUGAAGAAAUGGACAGGGAGUAUUACAGUUGUAUAAAGAACUGUGCCAAUGAUUUGCAGAAUUUGUCUUUAAAUUUUUUUCCCGCAAUAAAUACGUACACGUGCAUUCCCAAAAUAAAUGCCAUAAAUUCGAUAACGUUUCACCCAUGUAUUUCGAGCGAAGAUUAUUUUAACAACACGUAUUCGUUCAAGCCGUUGUUCACGCACCACUUCUUUAGUGAUAGCGAGCAGGUCAUCGGAUUCGACAGUCUCAAAAUAGACUUCUACUACACAUGUGAUAGUUACGAUGUUUUUAUGAAGCUAAGCGGGUCCAUAUGCGACCAGUAUGAAAAUUCAAACUACAUCAUGCUGAUGCUUUUGCAAAGUUUGUACAUUACGACCCCGUACCCAGGUGGGUUCAUUGAAACGGAGGAGGAGUUUCUAAAAAUUCUUAGAAGAAACGAAGGGGCAGAACAAAAUGAACAACAGAGCAUAGUGAAUGAGAAGACUAAAACGAGCAGCGCCAACCAAGGUGCCGAACUAACUCAAGAAAAAAUUUACAAACCUCCCGGGUUUAUCAUUUACGAAAAAAAACUCUGUGAUGAUAUUUAUUUGCAAAUAAGGAAGUGUGGGUUCUCUUCAGAAUAUUUUAAAAUGGAAAGUAUCAACUGUGUGGACGGGGAGGAGGAUGAACUGGAUGACGAUUAUGAUGAUGAGGAGGAGGACGUUGGGGGUGUCUAUCAAAACGGCAUUACAGACAUGGUUCAAAAUGAAGGUACUAACGGGGUGAAAAAUGAGAUCACGCUUCCUAAUGGUCAACCAUGUAGUCUCCCCCCAAAUGAAAAGAGUGAACAGAAAAAGGGGAACUUAUCUAAGGAGAUAAAGAGUGAAAAUGAGACCAAUACCAAAGGAGUAGAAAUUAACAACACGUCCUUACAUCCCAAUGGUAAUCAUAACAUAAAGGAGGAAUUUCCAAAUGAGCCAUGUGAGGAUGAAAGGAAGGGUGAAGGGAACGGAGCUGACACGGCAAAAUACAUCACUAAUGAAGAUAACUGUGGCAGUAGCACUAUGUCCAACGAAUUGAACAAGGACGUGAUCAGUAAGAAGAGCGAUUCGAAGACUUCCUUUGUUGACUCCUGCAUAGGAAGCAAUGAGGAAUCCAUAUCAAACAAGGAAAUGAUAAAAAAAGAAAAGGAGGAAAACGACCUCCCCCCAGGUGCUGAAAUUGACGGCGCUGGUUCUGAUAAUGAUGAUUCGCUCAUCGAAUCGAAGAAGGCAAAAAAUAACCUCACGAAAUAUGUUACCGAGAGGGACAUGUCUAAACUUUACCGACACUACUUACGCAUCGUGAGGGCCAAGAAGAGAAGAAGCCUCAUUGCGAAGGCUGCCACCGUGAAGGAGAAGUCCUCCCCUAAGAAAAAGUCGCAGAAGAAAAACUCUUCGGCAGGGUCUGCACUGGAGGCAGGACAGACGAACGGGGGGAACGAACCGAAUCAGCUAGGUGUAACUACCCAGUUGAGCGUGACAACCGAAUCGGCAGCGCCUCUCGAUCCGAGUUGUCCAAAGGGAACUUCACAAAAGGGAGAAAUUUCGCCGAACCAGUCAGUGGCCCCAAAGAAGGGUGGUUCCCCAAACAAACCGGUAGAGCCGUCUGUGCAAAACCCACCUAAUGAGAAAGAAACGAACAAAAGGAAGAAAAAAAACGUUAGAGAAGAACUCCCUGGGGAAAAGUACGACUACACAGUUAAGAACAACUUUGAGUUGCUCCACAGGAAGGUAGAGUGGUUCUAUCACUGGUUCAUAGAAAGCGCCUCUAACAUUGAAUACGACUACAGGUGGAGCGUCAUACUACCAUAUAUAGUGUUCAAGCAUGAUGAGGAAAAGAAGUUCACGGAAAAUAAAUUCAUCGAGAAUUUAAACGUGCAGCUACUUAAGAACCGAAGCACUAAUGUAAGCAUACGUCCCAGUAUAAAGUUGGACUCUAUGUUACCUACCACAAGUAUGGCAAUGGAUAAUAAGGAAGAGUCCCUCCCCACGGGGAUGGAAGUAGAGGAUGGAAACAAGAAGAAACUCAAACGAGGAGCAACAGAUGCAACGAAGGAAAGGAAGGAUGUUAAGAAAAGGAAGAAAGGUCAGGGGGGAGAAGCAGAAGAGGGUGGUGUAGAAAACUCAGAGGAGCAGACAGAUCAGUGUGACCAAAACCAUCAACGUGUUGGAGAGUGUAAAAAUGAACAAUGGAAUGAUGAGCAAAAGGGGAAGGAGCAAGACGAAGUAAUGGUGAAGAAGGAAGUUCAGGAUGACAAGAAGAAGAAAAAGAACACAAGGAGUAGUAGUAAAGAAGGAGAGAAAAUUCAAGAAAAUCACAACGGUGAUAAAACGGAUCCAAUGUUUGACCCAAACGAGUAUGUCCUUACCAGCGAGAUCGUUAUUAAGGCGAUUGAAAAUACACUGAACGAUGUACGAAGUAAGGAUGAAGAGGAAUAUUACUCAUUCCACAAAAAUUACGACGUCAUUUAUUUGUACUCCGAUUUGGAGAAAGGCGGGGCAGAAGCAUCGAAUGGAGGAAGGGAUGAACUGACCAAAGGGGUAGUAGAAAAUGUACAACCAAUAACCGACGUGAAGGCAGAAAAGAAGACAAAAGGGAAAAAGGGAUUAGUCACAAGAGGGAGAAAAGGAAUACAACUCAAGGAGGAAGAAAUAGUGAAAAACGUUACAAAUGAUCAAGACAGAGGGAAGAAAAAUAAUAAAAAUAAGAAUAAAAAUACAGAUAAAAACAAGGAAAAAAAUACAGAUAAAAAUAAGGAAAAAAGUACAGAUACAAAUGAGAAACAAAGUCUAUACUAUUUUUACCUCUUCGGAUUGGCAACGACCUACACCUUUUUUACUUUCCAAUUUGAUCGAAACAGAAUUUCCCAAUUUUUAAUUUUUCCACCGAUGCAAAGCAAAGGAUUGGGAAUGAAAGUGCUGGAAAAAAUUUACCACUUAUCUAUAGUCAAUUCGAACGUGAAGGAAAUUACUGUAGAGGAUCCAGCCGUUUCAUUCACCCAGCUGAGGGAUAUCAUCACCAUUAAGAUGUGUAUCGACUUGAGGAUUCUGAACCCCACCAUCCUCUACCCAAGUGAUUAUUUAAAAACAAAAAAUAUCGACAAGGAAGAUGUCGAACUGGAUAAAAAAAAGUUUAUGAAGGUAUGCAAGGAAACACAUAAGCAGAUUACUAGGAUGAUUGAAACAUUGUUAUUGGCGGGUGUUUUGCCACAUCCUGCUCCUUGCUAUGCCGAUAUUGGGGAAGAUAAAGUCUCGGGCUUUAGGAAGAAGGAGAAGAAAAACGAAAGUCCGGUUUGCCUCAAUUCGAUGGAGCAUUUCGAGUCAUCCGAUUUGUGCAAAGAUGUUCGCAUCAAAAUUAAGAAACGCAUUAAAAAUGACUACAUCGGGAAUUUGAUUAAUAAGAAUAUGAACUGCAUGGCCAGCGACGUGUUCCAGGAUUAUGUAAUGGGGAGAGUAGUUGGGGGAGCGGAGUGA
Messenger RNA from Plasmodium coatneyi, 3552 nucleotides. RefSeq lists its product as uncharacterized. Gene Ontology annotation, molecular function: histone H4 acetyltransferase activity. The record is from RefSeq and is a predicted model, not a curated record. Bases 1 to 3552 code for a protein of 1183 amino acids. Gene Ontology annotation, cellular component: nucleus. Gene Ontology annotation, biological process: subtelomeric heterochromatin formation. Lineage: Eukaryota; Apicomplexa; Aconoidasida; Haemosporida; Plasmodiidae. The transcript has 2 exons.